This is a messenger RNA of Alnus glutinosa, 1630 nucleotides long. Its product is annotated as probable trehalose-phosphate phosphatase J. The record is from RefSeq and is a predicted model, not a curated record. NCBI's taxonomy places the organism in Eukaryota, Viridiplantae, Streptophyta, Magnoliopsida, Fagales, Betulaceae. Gene Ontology annotation, molecular function: trehalose-phosphatase activity. Gene Ontology annotation, biological process: trehalose biosynthetic process.
AAUGUCUCCCUCCCAACCCAGACAUACACUUCCCUCUUUGCAUUCUCUGCUUUCUACGAAACUUACUCACCUGUUUGGCUUCCAUAUUAACUUCUUUCAGCUUUCCUUCUACACCCAUCUGGAAGCUACAAGCGCUUCUUCACUCGCCUAAAACAGAAUACUCUGUGUCUUCUCUGUUCCCUCUUCGCCUAACUUUUAACGCCCGUAUCUCUAAUUUGAAGUGAUUUCAUUGGAAAAAAAAGGAGUACAGAUGACGAAACAGAAUGUGCUAGUAUCCGAUGCGAAAUCCCAAUUCAAUAUGGCGGUUCUGCCAAGUUCGAACUCGCCGAUUAUCACGAGGGCGGCGCAGAAGCCGCCAGCAGCACCGGGCGGAUACAUUUCCAUUUCAAGGAAGAAGUUACUGAAGAACCUUGAGAUCAAUGGAGAAGCAAGAAUAAACUCUUGGGUUGACUCCAUGAAAGCCUCUUCUCCUACCCAUAUCAAGGCCACACCUUCUUUGGCCGAUCAUGACCAGAGUUCUUGGAUUGUUCGCCAUCCAUCAGCCUUGGAUAUGUUUGAGGAAAUCAUUGAUGCCUCAAAGGGAAAGCAAAUAGUAAUGUUUUUGGACUAUGAUGGCACACUCUCACCGAUAGUCGAUGACCCUGAUCGAGCUAUCAUGUCUAAGCCGAUGAGAGAAACAGUGAGACAACUUGCCAGGUGUUUUCCCACUGCUAUUGUGACAGGGAGGUGCAGAGAUAAGGUCUAUAAUUUCGUACAGUUAGCAGAGCUGUACUAUGCCGGAAGCCAUGGCAUGGACAUUAAAGGACCGGCAAAAGGUUCCAAAAACAAGAAAGGUAAUGGCGUUCUGUUCCAACCCGCCAGUGAAUUUCUUCCGAUGAUCGACGAGGUUUACAAACUACUGGUGGAGAAGACGAAAUCAACUCCAGGGGCUAAAGUGGAGAACAACAAGUUCUGUGUUUCUGUUCAUUUUCGAUGUGUUGAGGAAAAGAAAUGGAGUGAACUGGCCCAACAAGUUAAAUCAGUGCUAAAAGACUACCCAAAACUACGGCUUACCCAAGGAAGAAAGGUUCUAGAAAUCCGCCCUACCAUUAAAUGGGACAAGGGGAAGGCUCUUGAAUUUUUGUUAGAGUCACUUGGAUAUGCUAAUUCCACCGAUGUUUUUCCCAUUUACAUUGGAGAUGACCGGUCGGAUGAAGAUGCAUUCAAGAUAUUAAGAGACAGAGGACAAGGUUUUGGCAUUCUUGUCUCCAAGUUUCCAAAGGAAACCAGCGCAUGUUAUUCCUUGCGAGAACCAGCCCAGGUCAAGGACUUUUUGGGACGUUUGGUCGAGUGGAAACUGUCAUUGGGAGGACAGGCCAGGGUGUAAAGUGAUAAAAAUAUGAAAUAUACUGCCACCACCCUUCCAAGAAAUGUAUUAUGAGGGUGGAAUGGGAACAUGUAAUUUCUUGUUCAGGGUAGGUUUAAAAAAAAAAAAAAAAAAAAAAAAGAAGGGGGAGAUGGGCAAGGGAAGGAAGAGAAGCUAAUUAACUGUAAUCUUUUCUUGUCUUUGUACAUCUUGUAACUACCUUUGUACAAGAAAAAAAAGAAGUUUUAACUUACUAAGUUGUCUCAAUGCAUAGAGAUUUUAUCA